CAUGGAACCAAGUCCCGAGCCUCCGAGUUUGGAAACAAUGAAGGGAGACACCAGACAGCUCAGCAGAGAGGAGGACGCCAGCGGGAGGGAAGACUCCAUCCUCACCAAUGGGGACUGCAGCAACCAGUCCUCCGACUCAAAGGACGCGCCCUCGCCCCCGAUACUGGAGGCUAUCAGCACCCCGGAGAUCAGAGGUCGCAGAUCAAGCUCACGACUGUCCAAGAGAGAGGUCUCCAGCUUGCUAAGUUAUACUCAGGAUCUGACGGGUGACGGAGAUGGCGAAGGGGAAGAUGGAGAUGGUUCCGACACUCCAGUGAUGCCAAAACUCUUCCGUGAAACCAGGACUCGGUCUGAAAGCCCAGCUGUGCGAACCCGAAAUAACAGCAGUGCCUCUGGCCGGGAGAGGCACAGGCUCUCCCUACGUUCUACCCGAGGCCGGCAGGGCCGCAAUCACUUGGACGAGUCCCCCAUGGAGUUCUCAGCUACCAGGUCCCUGAGGCGGCGGGCAGCAUCAGCAGCAGGCACGCCGUGGCCAUCCCCCGACAGCUCCUACCUCACCAUCGACCUCACAGAUGACAGUGUGCUGCCCCAGAGCAGCAGUACCCCUUACACCCGCCUGGCUCAGGACAGCCAGCAGGAGAGCUUGGACUCCUCACAGGUGUAUGCCGAGGGCAGAGAUCUAGACGGCACUGAGUAUCAGGAUGGGAAGGAGUUUGGAAUAGGGGACCUCGUGUGGGGAAAGAUCAAGGGCUUCUCCUGGUGGCCUGCCAUGGUGGUAUCUUGGAAGGUCACCUCCAAGCGCCAGGCCAUGUCCGGCAUGCGGUGGGUCCAGUGGUUUGGCGAUGGCAAGUUCUCCGAGGUCUCUGCAGAUAAGCUGGUGGCCUUGGGGCUAUUCAGCCAGCACUUUAAUCUGGCGACCUUCAAUAAGCUGGUCUCUUAUAGGAAGGCCAUGUACCACGCUCUGGAGAAAGCCAGGGUGCGGGCUGGCAAGACCUUCCCCAGCAGCCCCGGAGACUCGUUGGAGGACCAGCUGAAGCCCAUGCUGGAGUGGGCCCAUGGGGGCUUCAAGCCCACCGGGAUCGAGGGCCUCAAACCCAACAACAAACAACCAGAAAACAAGACUCGAAGACGCACAGCCGAUGACUCGGCCACUUCCGCUGACUACUGCCCCCCACCCAAGCGCCUCAAGACAAACUGCUAUAACAAUGGCAAAGACCGAGGAGAGGAAGACCAGAGUCGAGAGCAAAUGGCUUUGGACAUUGCCAACAACAAGAGCAGUCUGGAAGACAGCUGUUUGUCCUGUGGUAGGAAAAACCCUGUGUCCUUCCACCCUCUCUUUGAGGGGGGGCUCUGCCAGACCUGCCGGGACCGCUUCCUCGAGCUGUUCUACAUGUAUGAUGACGAUGGCUAUCAGUCCUACUGCACCGUGUGCUGCGAGGGGCGCGAGCUGCUCCUGUGCAGCAACACGAGCUGCUGCCGGUGCUUUUGUGUGGAGUGCCUGGAGGUGCUGGUGGGCACAGGCACAGCAGCAGAUGCCAAGCUGCAGGAGCCCUGGAGCUGCUACAUGUGCCUCCCGCAGCGCUGCCACGGGGUCCUGCAGCGCCGGAAGGACUGGAACGUGCGCCUGCAGUCCUUCUUCACCAGCGACACGGGGCUUGAAUACGAAGCCCCCAAGUUAUACCCUGCGAUUCCUGCAGCCCGAAGGCGGCCCAUUCGAGUCUUGUCCCUGUUUGAUGGAAUUGCCACAGGUUACUUGGUCCUCAAAGAAUUGGGCAUCAAAGUAGACAAGUAUGUUGCCUCUGAAGUAUGUGAAGAGUCCAUCGCGGUGGGAACAGUUAAGCACGAAGGCAAUAUCAAAUAUGUGAAUGAUGUCAGGAACAUCACGAAGAAAAAUAUUGAAGAAUGGGGCCCUUUUGACUUGGUGAUUGGAGGAAGCCCCUGCAAUGAUCUCUCAAAUGUGAACCCUGCCAGGAAAGGCCUGUAUGAGGGCACAGGCCGACUUUUCUUCGAGUUCUACCACCUGCUGAAUUACUCACGACCCAAGGAGGGCGACGACCGGCCCUUCUUCUGGAUGUUUGAGAAUGUGGUGGCCAUGAAAGUUGGCGACAAGAGGGACAUCUCUCGGUUCCUGGAGUGUAAUCCAGUGAUGAUUGAUGCCAUCAAAGUGUCUGCUGCUCAUAGGGCCCGAUACUUCUGGGGCAACCUGCCUGGGAUGAACAGGCCCGUGAUAGCAUCAAAGAAUGAUAAACUCGAGCUGCAGGACUGCUUGGAGUUCAAUAGGACAGCAAAGUUAAAGAAAGUACAGACAAUAACCACCAAGUCGAACUCGAUCAGGCAGGGGAAAAACCAGCUUUUCCCUGUUGUCAUGAAUGGCAAAGAAGAUGUUUUGUGGUGCACUGAGCUAGAAAGGAUCUUCGGCUUUCCUGUACACUACACGGAUGUGUCCAACAUGGGCCGUGGUGCCCGCCAGAAGCUGCUCGGGAGGUCCUGGAGUGUGCCUGUCAUCCGACACCUCUUCGCCCCCUUGAAGGACUACUUUGCCUGUGAAUAGUGCCCCAGGCACUGGGGUGUGUGGGGCAGAGCUGGGACCCAGGCGGUGCAUCCCAGGCUCUGUCCUUCCUCAGCUCAGCUGUGUGGUGGGGUCACACCAUGUACCUUGGGUGAGAGCCGCCUGACACCCUCCUGGCUGGGGGAGCCCAAGGUGCCACUUCCUUGCGCACAAUUCACCUUGGCUGCUUGGAACAGCCAAACACGGUGCUCAUGUUGUCUUCUAAAACUUUGAAACUUGAAGUAGUUAGUAAAGAUGGCUUUUUUUCCCUCCUGGAUUUACCACUCAGAAACAAUGGCUAAUAUACCAAAACCACACUACUGACAGCUCUCCACUACUCAGGUUAAGGCUGAAAAGUCACCGAGACAGUUACUGCAAUACUUUUUUUUAAGCGUCUGCGGCAACUUGUUUCCAGCAAUGUGCAGUGGUAUACAUGUAGCUGAGGGACAUUUUAAGGGACCAGGAUGCUUUGUUCCUAGGGCAGAAGAGGAAUUUAUGUCUGCCAUUCUUGAAUUUUACCCAGCACGUUCCUCUGGCCUCAGUAUAAAGGGCUGGGAUGCACACUGUUGGGGCGCAUUGAAAAAUUUUCACACUGGUGAGGAUUUCAGCAGGGAUGACCUCAUAAUCACAUUCAGGGUAUUUUUCCCUCCACAGACCCAAGGGAAGGGCCAUCUUUAGCUAAAUCCCUCUCAGUGACUGCAGUAGACCCUUCGGGGAGCUCAGGAAGGGGUGGGCUGGGGUUAUAAGCUGCCAUAUAUUAUGUAGGCAGGUAUGGCUUCUAUCUUCCCCAUGUGAGGGGGCUGAAAAGGGAGGCUUAGAUAAGGACCCCCCCAAAUGCACCCUCCAGACAUCGCAGAUACAGGUCCCCCAGAUUAGAAGUAUGACCCCAACUCCUCAGUCUUUCUUUAAACACAGACGCAGUGACAGCCAGGGGUAGAAGCACAUUCCUCGCACUUUCCCCUCAUCUAAGAUUGCAGGGGGAAAACUGCAAUAAAAGCUCCACCUUCCUUCCAGAGAUUUUAAAGUCCUUUUUUAUUCCGUGAUAAUUUGUUUUUAAGGAUAACAGGAGGUUGGACAAGCUGCAUUUCAGAAAUGCUGUCGUAAUGGUUUUUAACACCUUUACUCUUCUUACUGGUGCUAUUUUGUAGAAUAAGGAAUAACUUUGACAGGUUUUGUGGGAGUUUUUUUUUUUUUUAUACACUUAAAAAAAAAAGUCUCAGACUUCUAUUUUUGUUCUACCAUUUUCAUAAAAAAAUUUUUUUUUUUUUGUAACCGGAGUCACAUAACAAGAAUGGGGAAAAAAUUGUGCCUUGUUUCAACAGUUUUGUUAAUUUUUAGGCUGAAAGAUGAAUGGAUGCCUAGAGUUUACUUUAUGUUGGAUUAAAAUCAGUAUUUCUCUAUAACA
Molecule: messenger RNA, 3953 nt
Organism: Miniopterus natalensis
Lineage: Eukaryota; Metazoa; Chordata; Mammalia; Chiroptera; Miniopteridae
Source: RefSeq, a predicted model, not a curated record